Molecule: messenger RNA, 973 nt
Organism: Drosophila kikkawai
Lineage: Eukaryota; Metazoa; Arthropoda; Insecta; Diptera; Drosophilidae
Gene: dunk
Product: disrupted underground network
Source: RefSeq, a predicted model, not a curated record
GCAAGGUACCAGCAUCAGUUGCCAAGCAACACGCCCAGAAGCAAGAUUGUCUCUGCAGCUCAGCACUCCAUCACAAGAUUCACACAGAUAUGUCCACAUUCACGUGCACCCAGUUUUUGAACCUUGGCGAAAUUUCUCCUGCGAAAAUGGCUACCACCUAUACUUUGGACGCAUCCCACUUCGGGCGAUGUGACCUAAACCUGUUCGUCGAUAGCUUGGAGACCAUCUCCAAACUGGAGAAAGAACGGCACGAGCGCCGCCAACGUCGGCGAGAGCAGAAGAUCCAAAAGGAGCGAAUGGCCGAGCUGGAGGAUGAGCGAUGCACAAGCCCAACGCCCAGUGCCGAAGAAGCCGUCGACGAGCCAGUGAUGUACUUGGAGGCCAAGUGCAUUCCGUACGCGGUUUCUAGUGCUCCGCCUGCACAUACGAUUUCUGGUAUGCCAGAGUACUACACCUGCGACGACGAAGCCUACAGUAGUGCCUCCCAGUCACCGCGCAGCAGCGUCACUUACUGCAGCUGUGGAGGCAUUUCGAGCCUAGAUUCCGACUCCGCCGAGUCGGGGGUCUGCGACAUCAAUUCGCCGCCGCCCCUGCGACCGCGUUCUCAGGUGAUCACGCAGCCAAAGCACCGCUCCACCAGAUCCCGUAUAAUCAGCGUGGUUUUAAAGAGGGAGUUUGCCAAGGCUCCGCUAGAUGAACGUCACGAGAAGGCCAAAUGCUACGAUCGCCCACUCAGCGACACCAUCAGUCGCCAGUAUGGAAGGCUCUUCAGCAAAUCUCGGCGCGGCAUUGCCUGUUUGCAGGGGUCCCCGGAAGAGCGCUUUCUGGACAAGGCCCUGCGCUACCUGACUUUGUGAUUUUUGUCACGAGAGAAGACCAAAUAUAUUUAAUAUUAGUGUUCACAUAUAAGCGUAAGAUUGUUUGUAAAACAAUGAAAAAUUAAAAUUUUAAUAACAAAAAUCAAGACAUGUUU